Molecule: messenger RNA, 2015 nt
Organism: Salvia miltiorrhiza (redroot sage)
Lineage: Eukaryota; Viridiplantae; Streptophyta; Magnoliopsida; Lamiales; Lamiaceae
Product: tetrahydroberberine oxidase-like
Exons: 1
Coding region: 262-1860 (532 amino acids)
Molecular function (GO): FAD binding; oxidoreductase activity
Source: RefSeq, a predicted model, not a curated record
UAUCACUUUUAUACUACACACUUACAACAUUAAUUUACAAUUCCUUAAAUCCUGUGUCGAAAAGAAAUGUAUCGUCUUAGUUGGGACGAACGGAGUAUAAUAUUGAUCAGUUUUAACUGUGAGAGGUAGAGUGACGCCAUCUCUGAAACACUGAAUCUCAUCCAAUACUUCCCCACCUUAACAUUAAUCAUUUUAUAAAUAGCACAACACAUACCUCUCAAACACCACAAACACAAACCCCUCUUAUCAAAAUCACAAAUCAUGAAAAUAACUCCUCCAUCAAUCUCAACUCUCUCAUUAAUCUUCCUCGUUUUAACCUGGUCAACCUCAUGGGCUGAUGAACAAGACGAUUUCCUCGCAUGCCUCUCCCAACAAUGCGACAACUACGCCUCCAUCUCCGCCGUCGUCUACACCCCCGCAAACUCUUCCUACACUUCCAUCCUCGAUUCCUCUAUCCGCAACACGAGAUUCUUAUCCGAAUCCACCCCUAAACCGCAGGUGAUCAUAACCCCGGUCUACGAAACCCAGAUCCCGCCGGUCAUAUCCUGCGCCAAACAAACCGGUCUCGAGAUCAGAACCCGAAGCGGCGGCCACGACAUGGAGGGGCUGUCCUACGUGGCACAAGUCCCGUUCGUGAUCAUUGACUUGGUCAACCUCAGCGAAGUCACCGUCGACGUCGAGAAUAAAACCGCGUGGGUCGGAGCCGGCGCCACCACCGGCGUCGUGUACUACAGGAUCGCGGAGAAAAGUUCGGCUCUCGGAUUCCCGGGGGCCAUCUGCACGACGGUCGGCGUCGGCGGGCACUACGGCGGGGGAGGCUACGGCGCGCUGCUGAGGAAAUACGGCCUCGCCGGAGAUAACGUCGUCGACGCGAGAAUAGUCAACGCCAACGGCACGAUCCUCGACAGGGCAUCCAUGGGCGAGGAUCUGUUCUGGGCGAUCAGGGGCGGCUGCGCCGCCAGCUUCGGCGUGGUCACUGCUUGGAAGAUACAGCUCGUCGAUGUUCCAGAAACAGUCACUGUUUUCUCAAUCGUGAGGACUGUUGAAGAACAGAACGCCACUCAGCUGUGGGAGCGGUGGCAAUACGUGGCGCCGCAAGCCGAGAAAGAUUUGUUCGUCGGAGUCAUCGUGUACAGAGUGAACACGACGGUGUUUGUGAAUUUCUUCUCGGCUUACCAAGGCGGCGCCGACAGUUUAGUUUCAUACAUGCAAGAAAUCUUCCCUGAGCUAGGGCUAGUGAGAGAAGACUGCACAGAGAUGAGCUGGGUCGAAUCCACCUUGUUUAGCAACCAAAUGCCGAUCGAUCCACUAGAUGCUCUGCUCAACCGGACUCAGCCCGGCCUCAGACAGCUCAAAGCCAAGUCGGAUUAUGUCCGAACCGCGCUUCCUUUGGAAGCGAUCGAAGGCAUGGUGAGUAUGCUACGUGAACCAGAAGCGGACGAGACUAUUUACUACAUGGUUCCAUACGGUGGAAGAAUGGAAGAAAUAUCAGAAUCAUUCACACCGUUUCCUCACAGAGCUGGUGCGCUCUACAAACUCGCCGGCUUAACUUACUGGCAAGACUCCGAGGCUGCAGAUGCAGACAGUUACCUAAGCUGGAGCCGCAGGUAUUACGAAUACAUGACUCCUUAUGUCUCGAGCUCGCCCAGGGAAGCGUAUCUCAACUACAGAGAUCUCGACAUCGGAGUGAAUAACGUUGUCGGUGAGACGAGUUACGAGCAAGCCAGUAUUUGGGGGAAGCCUUACUACAAGGAUAAUUUCGAUCGUCUUGUUCAGGUGAAAACCGCCGUGGAUCCGGAGAAUUUCUUCAGGAAUGAACAGAGCAUUCCGCCGGUGGCGACGACCGUCGCGGAUAUUUAAGUAUUGGGGUUUUAGAUAUUUUUGUUGACUAGUUUUGAAUAAGGCUAUUUAAGUAUGGAAAUUUUGGUAUUUUUGUUUAUGUAGUUUUGAAUAAGUAUCCUAACUGAGCAAUUUAUAAUAAUUGUAUUAAAGUUUUGAUGAGGCUCGACCUUUAA